CCGGGCGGAGCGCGUCCCGCAGCCGGCUUGUCCGCAUCGCGGCCCGGGUGCUCGCCCCGGCUCGCCCGCCCGGUGCGGAGCUCGCCAUGGCGGCCACUGACCUGGAACGCUUCUCGCUCCCGGAUCCUGGGUGCGAUUCCAGGCAGGUCUGGCCUCAGUGGUUGGGUCUGAAGCAGCCAUUCCCCAGGAACUGGAGGGAUUCCAGAUUCAGCCCAGUGGAUGUUUGGGCCCCAAUCCAGAAUGCAGAGCCAGAGCCCCGGAGCCUCUCCCUGGGUGGCCAUGUGGGUUUCGACAGCCUCCCCGACCAGCUGGUCAGCAAGUCGGUCACUCAGGGCUUCAGCUUCAACAUCCUCUGUGUGGGGGAGACCGGCAUUGGCAAGUCCACACUGAUGAACACGCUCUUCAACACAACCUUUGAGACCGAGGAAGCCAGUCACCAUGAGGAGUGUGUGCGCCUGCGGCCCCAGACCUACGACCUCCAGGAGAGCAACGUGCAGCUCAAGCUGACCAUCGUGGAUGCCGUGGGCUUCGGGGAUCAGAUCAAUAAGGAUGAGAGUUACAGGCCCAUAGUCGACUACAUCGACGCGCAGUUUGAAAACUACCUGCAGGAGGAGCUGAAGAUCCGCCGUUCGCUCUUCGACUACCAUGACACGAGGAUCCACGUCUGCCUCUACUUCAUCACGCCCACGGGGCACUCCCUCAAGUCCCUGGAUCUGGUGACCAUGAAGAAACUAGACAGCAAGGUGAACAUUAUUCCCAUCAUCGCCAAAGCGGACACCAUUUCCAAGAGUGAGCUCCACAAGUUCAAGAUCAAGAUCAUGGGUGAGCUGGUCAGCAAUGGGGUCCAGAUCUACCAGUUUCCCACAGAUGAUGAAGCUGUUGCAGAGAUUAAUGCAGUCAUGAAUGCACACCUGCCCUUUGCCGUGGUGGGCAGCACCGAGGAGGUGAAGGUGGGGAACAAGCUGGUGCGAGCGCGGCAGUACCCUUGGGGCGUGGUGCAGGUGGAGAACGAAAAUCACUGCGACUUCGUGAAGCUCCGGGAGAUGUUGAUCCGGGUGAACAUGGAGGACCUCCGCGAGCAGACCCACAGUCGGCACUACGAGCUCUACCGGCGCUGCAAGUUGGAGGAGAUGGGCUUCCAGGACGGCGAUGGUGACAGCCAGCCUUUCAGCCUACAGGAGACAUACGAGGCCAAGAGGAAAGAAUUCCUGAGCGAGCUGCAGAGGAAGGAGGAGGAGAUGAGGCAGAUGUUCGUCAACAAAGUGAAGGAGACGGAGCUGGAGUUGAAGGAGAAGGAGAGAGAGCUCCACGAGAAGUUCGAACACCUCAAGCGGGUCCACCAGGAAGAGAAGCGCAAGGUGGAGGAGAAGCGCCGGGAACUGGAGGAGGAGACCAACGCCUUCAACCGCAGGAAGGCGGCGGUGGAGGCCCUGCAGUCUCAGGCCCUGCACGCCACCUCGCAGCAGCCUCUGAGGAAGGACAAGGACAAGAAGAAUUAACGCACGCACAGACUUACAUGUCAAGAGUGGACUUUAGACUUUCAUGUGUUAAGUUGCUUGAGUUACACCUUGUGACCCUUCUCCCAUAACAUGGUGUGAGGACGGACUGGGAGCUGGUACAGACUCCAGUGUUUACAGCCUUGCUUUGUCCCCCCACCCCACCCCGCCAUCCCCCAGGCUGCCUGGGCCUGGCGGGCCGCCCUCUCUAUGCAAACUCGUUAAAGCCAUGAAUGCUGGAAUCCAAAACUGAUGAGGUUUAUUUUUUUCAGAGCCAGUGGCUGGUCUUCCAUUUACAGUGUCACUAUUCCUUGACGGAGCAGUUUUGUGCCACUCUAGCGAAGGCCCCAGCUGGCGAUGCUCGGCCUAAUUGUUCAGCGUCAAGAUGGCAACUCAUGCAGUGCCCUAGAUGUGGCCACGUGGUGUGGUAUACAUGCUGCAAAUUCGCCUGAUUCCCCUUCAUUUUAAUUUUUCUAACCUAGAGCUUAAUUUCAAUAAUAACUUUUAAAGCACUUCUAAAUUUUUAUUUUGGCACGAGCAUAAAGACAAAUAAUACCCUCUCCCAUUAUUUUCAUAAGUAACAGAUUCCCUGAUUUUUAAAAACUAAAAAUAUCUCUAAACCUUUCUUAUGUAUAAAGUAUCCCUAUAAACUAUAGGGAGAGGUGGGUAAUAAACAUCCUGUAAUGACAGUGUUUGGAAUUUCUUUAUGGAUGAAAGUGGAUCAUGAACAAGACCACAUCCAGUGUUUUUACUGUGAAUGUAAAUGGAACAGCAGCCCAAAGCCAUUGUCUCUGUGCCCCAGAGGUGCUACCUGUAAACAGGGACCAACCCCAUGUGUGCGUGUUAAGUGUUUGACUCUAAGACCCCCCAAACCAAUCCUGCAUAUUCCAAAUGCAAAGAGCGUUCAGCGGGAACAGAUUUUUCUCCAGGUCAUUGUUUCCUUUUUCUUGGCUGAGUCACAGGGAAAGAGGUGAAAGUGUCUGAUGUAUGUGAACAAUUUAAGAAAAAAAUACCAGCUUUUCCCCUUUACCGGCAUUCUUAAAAAGAACAUUCUAAGAAAGUACAAGCAUUCUUCUAUGUUCCUGUUGGUUUGCAAGCCAUUGAGAAUAUCAGGGUUGAAAAUAUGGGCUGAUAACAUGGUACACAAGAAAUGAAUAGAUGAGAGGAAGGAUUUCAUUUAAUGUUGAAGCACUGUGCUGGGCAUUGGCUACCCAGAGUAACGCGCAGCUCUGUCCUCAAGGAGCUUACAGUCUAGUGCACGCCCUAGUUGGAAGACUUAGGAAGCUGCGCUAAUAUAUUGUUGGAUUGGCAUUUUGUUUUUUACGUCCUUCAUCUUCCCUCCCAUCAUUGUUUCCCUCUUUCUGCCUUGGCCUGCUUUACUGAUUUCCAGGACCAGGUCCUGGCUCCUUCUUGCCCUUCUGAGACCAUGUUCCAUUCAGAGAGGGGUGGAGGGUGAGCUGUGUGUAUCCACUGAGGUAUGACCAGGAAAAGGUGGUCUUUUUCUCCUCGCCAGGAGCAGAGCAGGUUUUAUUGAUGCUCAAAGUGAAAAUUCUCCAAAGUUAUGCCAUGACCAGGGGUGGAUACAGGUUUUUGAGGGGCUCGAAGCUUGAACUACUUGAGAAACCUUCUUUAAAAAAAAAAAAAAAAAAGAAGGAUAUGAGUAUAAAAUUAGGUACAGGGCCUUGGAAAGGGCACUGAGAAUUAAGCUUCAUUAGCUUCAGAGUAAAUCCACCUCUGGCUAUAACUGAUGCUUCAUUGUGGGUGUCCAAAAAGGUAAAUCAGCAUAUCUAAGGCAGAUGUGGACUGCGAGUGGCUUAACUUUAGGGUAAUUAUGUCUGAAAGUGUAUUUAGUUGGGUGGAAGUAUGACCUUUAAGAUAGCCUCUGUCAGCUAAUGUACUUCUGAAGACGAGGCUCAAUGACCCAGCAGGUUCACUGGUUAUAUAAGAGAUGAGGACUCCUGAUUCAUGGGCUAAUCUGGGGACUCUUGGAGUGGGCAGAUUCUGCCACCCAUCCACUGCCGCCUGCGGGCUGCACCCAGGGCAUACUUGGGAGGCCAGAAUUAUGGCUGGUUAUCUGCCUGCGGGCCCAAGCCUUCCCAGAAUCUCGGGGAGACCUGUCAUUGUUACAUUUUCUGGGGUCUGAGCUGCCUCCACAGGACCCAUUGACUUUAGUGAGCCUUACUGCACUUUUCUCCCAUGCUGUUUAUGUUUGGAAUUUUGUCAUUUUUAGCUGAGACCAAAUUAAUCCUUGGUGCCCAAAGUGGGCUUAGAACUUGCCAUUAUUUAACAAGCUCCCCAUCACAGAACGUGCCCCCUGUCUGCAGGAUCUGAUUACCCCUCCUUUUCUGUCUCAGUAUCAUCCGUUGGCAUUAUUACGACAGUCAGUGGGAUCAUGCUGGCAUUUACUAUCAUGUCUUUCAUGAACCAAGUUGGUUUUGGGUAGAAUCACCGUAUAAUUUAUUGACCAAACUGAGACUUUUGAGAGUGAAAGGAAAUGCUGUUAAUAAUUAUGCCAAGUCAACAAGCAUAAGCCAUGACUGUCUCAGGCAAACUGGGAUGUAUGGUCACCCAAGUUAUGGGUAACCUGAGUCUAGGUGGUCUGCACUUGUGCAGACUAACUCCAUGUAUGUUUGUGUGUAUGUCUUUGUGUGGAUUCCCUGUUAAGUGGGGCUCGUAUUACUGGAUAAGAGGCCCGAGGGAAGUGUGGCUUGCUAGUCUGUUAUGUUAACAUGCUUUUCUAAAACUGCUUCACUUGUUAAUUCAUUUACUCCUUCAUUCAUUGACAAUUUUUGUUCCUUUCCAUUCACUUUGUACUCAUUUUUUUUCAUUAAAUUUUGCAUUUAUUUUGA
Messenger RNA from Balaenoptera ricei (Rice's whale), 4345 nucleotides. It is a transcript of the gene SEPTIN8, whose product is annotated as septin 8. Gene Ontology annotation, biological process: cytoskeleton-dependent cytokinesis. Gene Ontology annotation, molecular function: molecular adaptor activity; GTPase activity; GTP binding. The coding region runs from base 87 to 1499 and encodes 470 amino acids. The record is from RefSeq and is a predicted model, not a curated record. NCBI's taxonomy places the organism in Eukaryota, Metazoa, Chordata, Mammalia, Artiodactyla, Balaenopteridae. The transcript has 11 exons. Gene Ontology annotation, cellular component: septin ring; microtubule cytoskeleton; septin complex.